UCUUCUGCCGCUUUUUGCGUUUCGAUCGCUGAGACUGUACAAGAAUUACGAACGUAGUCCGAAUUCAACUUUUUUCAUGCGCAGGAUGGAUGCGGGCAGUCCCGAGCGGGCAGGAUGAGCCCCAUCUUGCCCGCUGGGGUAGCUAAUCAGAACACAGGAUUAGCUUCAUCUUGCCCACGGGCGCUGCGAGCGACGCAAUAAGGGGACUUAAAACACGUUUCGCCUCACCGGCAUACCCUUUGGUAAUCUAGAACACAGGGCAAUGACUUAUAAUCACGCCUUCCUUAACUGACGCUGUUACCUUUACUAAGCUGUUCGUUAUGCCGUCGACGUUUGUUUUAAUUUGAGCCGUACGGUGUUAAGCAUUUGCGAAAGUGACUGUUAGCGAACCAAUAGGACUGCCGACACGCUGCCUCAGCCCCAAUGCAUUGAUCAGCAGCUAGCGGAAUUUCUUGACAGACUUGAACUCGAUAGAGACCAAUAUUCGUCUUCAUAAAUACUGGAGUGCAGAUAACUGAGAGAACUCAGCGUUCAAGAUGUCCUUUGUCGGUGGUGAUCUUCCAACUGAGUGUACAUUGUCAGUCAUCCUUGAAGAGAGACCAAAGCUCCUAGAGCAAUUGGCCUUAUGCUUGGACAAAGAAAUGAGACUAAUUCCCAACGGGAAACAUUUGGCAUCGGAGCUUGAUAUCAACGCAGAUGUAAUCCGACGACUGGAGAAACAGUAUAGUGAUUACAGUCCUACCAUCCGAUUGUUUGAAUUUCUCUCGGUCACUCAACCGGAUCUGUCUAUUGAACAACUGGAAGACACUCUGCUGGAGAUUGGGAGGAACGACUUGUUUAGUUUGCUGACAAAAGUAUUUGGUUACCACUUGUCCCGAAAUGAAACUGAGAAGUCUGAUAGAUGCCCUGGAUUCCAUUCAAAGAAAGGAUCUACUAAAAAUUCUAGAAGAACAUAAUCAAAGAGAUGAAGUAUUCCUGAAGGACUUAAUGUCCCAAGAACCGGAGCUUGUGGAGACAAUGGCAGAAACACUUAACCGCGAAGAAGUACUAGGUGUCAAAAGUUGGAAACAUCUCGCCUACAAACUGAACGUGCCCGAUGACGUGCGUCAAGGAUUUGGUGUGACAGGACAAAAUUCGAAAAGUCCCACAAAGGAAGUCAUUGAAUGAGUGGCUGCGAAUCUCACGCAGAAAACUUUAAGUGACGUUACAAAUGCGUUGGACAGGAUCCAGCGUAAUGAUGCUAUUCGGAUAAUAUCAAAGCAAUUUCCAGGCUC
This is a messenger RNA of Stylophora pistillata, 1274 nucleotides long. RefSeq lists its product as uncharacterized. The record is from RefSeq and is a predicted model, not a curated record. Gene Ontology annotation, biological process: signal transduction. Gene Ontology annotation, molecular function: ATP hydrolysis activity; protein binding. Lineage: Eukaryota; Metazoa; Cnidaria; Anthozoa; Scleractinia; Pocilloporidae.